AUGUCAGUCGUCGCUAUAAAGAAUAUAUUGGCAAAGUUAAUAUCACGUAAAACAGAAGAAGAUGAAGAAUAUGAAAGAGCAAAUAGACUAUUGGAAAAUAAUGAACAUCCUUACGGGUCCACAUCAGAUUCCGAAGGAAUAGACCCUCAUAAUGAUAGAGGUCAAGAAAUAGCCAUAGAAGAAGCAAUAAUCAAUGCAGCAAAUUCAAUACAAGGUUCAGAAAAUAAAGAAAUAGAACAACCGGAAGGUUUAGCUGGAUUUUUCAAUAAAUUUGAUCCAAGAGUCAUGUCCGAUAUAAUUAUUGGUUUAUCCGAUGGUUUAACUGUUCCUUUCGCCUUAACUGCAGGUUUAUCAUCUUUAGGGGAUUCAAAAUUAGUUAUUACAGGUGGUAUGGCUGAAUUAGUCUCUGGUGCUAUUUCCAUGGGGUUAGGUGGUUAUUUAGCUGCUAAAUCAGAAUCCGAAUAUUAUAAUUCUCAAGUUAAAAAGGAAAAGCUUGCAUUCUUUAAAAAGCCAGAAAUGAUUAAUCAAGAAGCUGCAGAAAUAAUGUUUGAAUUAGGUGCAAGUGAACCAACAAUCAUAUCAUUCUUGAAAGAUUUGGAUUCUCAUCCAAAGAAUCUUAUUGAUUUUGUCAUUAGAUUCGGAAAAGGGUUAGAAGAGCCAGCUGAAGGUAGAGAAUUUACUUCAGCAAUGACUAUUGGUUCAGCAUAUUUCUUGGGGGGAUUUGUUCCAUUGGUACCUUAUUUUUUCACAUCAUAUGUUCAAACUGGAUUAUUAAUCUCAGUGAUUGUCAUGUUGAUUACAUUAUUUAUAUUUGGUUACCUAAAAACAUCCAUUGCAUUAGGUGACGAUUGUGGAACACACAAGAAAUUUUUUGAAGGUCUACAAAUGGUGGCAAUUGGUUCAAUUGCUGCUGGGUCCGCGUGGUCUUUGGUUUAUUUAAUUGAUCAUUAA
Hemisphaericaspora subhashii is the source of this 951-nucleotide messenger RNA. It is a transcript of the gene CCC1, whose product is annotated as Ccc1p. Lineage: Eukaryota; Fungi; Ascomycota; Pichiomycetes; Serinales; Debaryomycetaceae. The coding region runs from base 1 to 951 and encodes 316 amino acids. Gene Ontology annotation, molecular function: iron ion transmembrane transporter activity; manganese ion transmembrane transporter activity. Gene Ontology annotation, biological process: intracellular manganese ion homeostasis. Gene Ontology annotation, cellular component: fungal-type vacuole membrane. The transcript has a single exon. The record is from RefSeq and is a predicted model, not a curated record.